AUGUCUGGAGAUCGUAACAAUAAAGCUAGAAAUGAGUGUGUUCAAGUAGUUGUGAGAUGUAGACCUAUGAAUGAAAAAGAAUUACUUCAAGGGCAUGAAAAUGUUGUUGAAGUUUAUCCUACUAGGGGUGUUGUUGAAGUAUUUAAUCCAAAGGAGGAUGACAGAAACAAUGGAAAGAUGUUUACCUAUGAUGCUGUUUAUGAUCAAACUUCUAGCCAGCAAGAUAUUUAUGAUGAGUCAGUAUAUCCUCUAGUCAAUUCAGUUCUCGAAGGUUUUAAUGGUACCAUUUUUGCCUAUGGCCAGACAGGAACUGGUAAAACAUUCACCAUGGAAGGUAAUAAAUAUCAAGGAUAUGAUUCAAGAGGAAUCAUUCCUCGCUCUUUUGAGCAAAUUUUCACCCAUAUAUCACGUACAGACAAUAUGCAGUAUCUAGUGAGAGCUUCAUAUCUUGAAAUUUACCAAGAAGAAAUUAGAGAUCUGCUGGAUACCAAUCCAAAAAAAAGAUAUGAACUUCGUGAAAAUGCUGAUACUGGAGUGUAUGUAAAAGAUUUGCAGUCAUUUGUUUGUAAAAGUGUGAAUGAAAUUGAACAUGUAAUGUCAGUAGGUAAUCAAAAUCGUACAAUCGGUGCAACAAACAUGAAUGAACACAGUAGUCGGUCUCAUGCAAUAUUUAUUGUCACUAUUGAAAUGAGUGAUACUAGCACAGAAUUGAAAAAUCAGGUUAGGGUUGGCAAGUUAAAUUUAGUUGAUUUAGCUGGAAGUGAGAGACAGUCAAAAACUGGAUCUACAGGCACCAGAUUAAAAGAAGCUAGCAAAAUUAAUUUGUCUCUUUCAGCAUUAGGUAAUGUGAUUUCAGCCCUUGUUGAUGGAAGGGGACAGCAUAUACCUUAUCGAGACUCGAAGCUAACUAGAUUGCUUCAGGAUUCUUUAGGUGGAAAUUCCAAAACAUUAAUGGUUGCAAAUAUUGGACCUGCAAGUUAUAACUAUGAAGAAAGUUUAACCACUCUAAGGUAUGCUAAUAGAGCUAAAAAUAUUAAAAAUAAACCCCGUAUCAAUGAAGAUCCUAAGGAUGCUUUGUUAAGGCAGUAUCAAGAAGAGAUAAUUCGUCUAAAGCAACUUCUACUAAUGUCUGUUGGGACUGGAGACCCUGGUAUUAAGAAAAAAAAGAAAAAAAAAGAAGGCCUUGAAACUAAUCAAGAUGAAAAGUCUCAUGAACAAAUGCUUUUGGAAGAAGAAGAAAGUUUGAACACUAGAGAAAAGAAACUUUUAAGCAAUGACAGUGAAAUGCCAGAAAAUGAACGAUUAGAAUUAUUACAUGAAAUAGAAAAAAGGAAAGCAGAAAUAUCUACUGAAAAGAAAUAUGCUGAAGAACUUCAUAAUCGGAUUAAUGCAAUGGAAAGCAAAUUACUUAGAGGAGGAAAAAAUAUUAUAGAUCACACUAAUGAACAACAAAAAGCUCUGGAACAAAGGAAAUUAGAAAUAAAUGAAAGAAAGCGUCGAGAAGUUCAAAUAAAACAAAUGCUUGAAAUGAAAGAAGAAACAAUGGAGGAAAUUAGAGAAACUUAUGCUACUUUGCAACAAGAAGUUGAAGCAAAAAACAAUAAAGUCAGAAAAUUAUACCAAAAAUUACAGAGUACGAGACAAGAAAUAGGUGACAUUACUGAUUCAUUUAAUGAAGAUAGACGGGAAUUAGAGAGUACACACAAUGAACUACUUAAAGACUAUAAAUUAAGGUUGUUAAUAAUUGAUAAUUUUAUACCACCCCAAGAGAAGAAAAGGAUUUCUUCAAGAUUGUUUUAUGAUGAUGAGGAUGAUGUUUGGAGAAUGAUGCCUGAAUCUGAGCCAUUAAAAGUACUAGAGCGUCCAGUUUCCAGUCCAUCAGAACGUAGACCAAUUUCUGAGUAUGCAAAGAAUGCUAGAGAUAUUAGUAAUAAUUACCGCUUCAAGGGGGAAAACAUUAUUGAAUUAAAGUUAGAGCCGCAAGAAACAAUGACUAAGGACUAUCAGGGCCCAGCUGUAGCACCUUCUGUUUUAUCUGCACUUGAAGCAGCUUUAAAAGGGGAAGAAGACAUUGAUGUAGAUGCAUCACUUGCAGUUAGCAAAACAAAACGUAAACCUUUUGUUGUAAGAAACCCAUCGAAACCAAUGUAUCCGAAAUCUAGAGGUCUAGUCCCUAAAUAA
This is a messenger RNA of Nezara viridula (southern green stink bug), 2181 nucleotides long. NCBI's taxonomy places the organism in Eukaryota, Metazoa, Arthropoda, Insecta, Hemiptera, Pentatomidae. The record is from the annotation of a GenBank genome assembly.